Microtus ochrogaster (prairie vole) is the source of this 1854-nucleotide messenger RNA. It is a transcript of the gene Trip10, whose product is annotated as thyroid hormone receptor interactor 10. Gene Ontology annotation, biological process: signal transduction. The record is from RefSeq and is a predicted model, not a curated record. The transcript is spliced from 15 exons. The coding region runs from base 42 to 1853 and encodes 603 amino acids. Gene Ontology annotation, molecular function: protein binding. NCBI's taxonomy places the organism in Eukaryota, Metazoa, Chordata, Mammalia, Rodentia, Cricetidae.
CCCGGGCAGGAGGCGGUGGCGUUCUCGGCGGCAGGACCAGCAUGGAUUGGGGCACCGAGUUGUGGGAUCAGUUUGAGGUCUUGGAACGCCACACGCAGUGGGGGCUGGAUCUAUUGGACAAAUACGUGAAGUUCGUGAAAGAACGCGCCGAGGUGGAGCAGGCUUAUGCCAAGCAACUCCGGAGCCUGGUGAAAAAGUACCUUCCCAAGAGACCUACCAAAGAUGACCCCGAAGUCAAGUUCAGCCAGCAGCAAUCCUUCGUUCAGCUUCUCCAGGAGGUCAAUGAUUUCGCAGGCCAGCGAGAACUGGUGGCCGAGAGCCUGGGCAUCCGAGUGUGUCUGGAGUUGGCCAAGUACUCACAGGAGAUGAAGCAGGAGAGGAAGAUGCACUUCCAGGAAGGCCGGCGGGCCCAGCAGCAGCUGGAAAAUGGCUUCAAGCAGCUGGAGACUAGUAAGCGGAAGUUUGAGCGAGACUGCCGCGAGGCCGAGAAAGCUGCUCACACCGCCGAACGGCUGGAUCAGGAUAUUAAUGCCACCAAGGCAGAUGUGGAGAAGGCCAAGCAGCAAGCCCACCUUCGGAACCACAUGGCCGAGGAGAGCAAAAACGAAUACGCAGCCCAGCUUCAGCGCUUCAACCGAGACCAGGCCCACUUCUACUUCUCACAGAUGCCCCAGAUAUUCGAUAAGCUGCAGGACAUGGAUGAACGCCGGGCCACCCGCCUGGGCGCCGGGUACGGGCUCUUAUCCGAGGCUGAGCUGCAGGUGGUUCCCAUUAUCGGCAAAUGCUUGGAGGGAAUGAAGGUGGCUGCCGAGUCCGUGGACGCUAAGAACGAUUCGCAAGUCCUCAUCGAAUUACACAAGUCAGGGUUCGCCCGCCCCGGCGACUUGGAAUUCGAAGACUUUAGUCAAGUCAUGAGCCGAGUGCCCUCCGACAGCAGCCUGGGCACCCCGGAUGGCAGGCCUGAGCUCCGAGCAGCCUCCAGCCGUAGCCGGCCCAAGCGCUGGCCUUUUGGGAAAAAGAAUAAGCCGCGUCCCCCAUCCCUGUCCCUCCUGGGGGGUCACCUACCCUCCACAUUGUCUGAUGGAUCCCUGUCCCCCCGUUCUGGCCGCGACCCCUUGGCCAUACUGAGCGAGAUCAGUAAGUCAGUCAAACCGCGGCUAGCAUCCUUCCGCAGCCUCCGAGGCGGCCGUGGGACCGUGGUCACUGAAGAUUUCAGUCAUCUGCCCCCAGAGCAGCAGAGAAAGCGACUCCAACAACAGCUGGAAGAGAGGAACCGGGAGUUGCAGAAGGAGGAAGACCAGAGGGAGGCCCUGAAGAAGAUGAAAGACGUAUAUGAGAAAACACCACAGAUGGGCGACCCUGCCAGCUUAGAGCCCCGCAUUGCUGAGACCCUGGGCAACAUCGAGAGACUCAAGCUGGAAGUGCAGAAGUAUGAGGCUUGGUUAGCAGAAGCUGAAAGCCGGGUCCUCAGUAACCGGGGAGACAGCUUGAGCCGUCAUUCCAGGCCCCCUGAUCCCCCAGCUACUGCCCCACCUGAUAGCAGCAGUAGCAGCAACAGUGGAUCCCAGGAUAAUAAGGAGAGCAGCUCAGAAGAGCCCCCUUCAGAGGAAGGCCAGGACACCCCCAUCUAUACUGAGUUUGAUGAGGACUUUGAAGAGCCUGCCUCCCCUAUCGGCCAGUGUGUAGCGAUCUACCACUUUGAAGGAUCCAGCGAGGGAACCAUCUCCAUGUCGGAGGGGGAAGACCUCAGUCUGAUGGAGGAAGACAAAGGUGAUGGAUGGACACGGGUCAGGCGGAAACAGGGAGGCGAGGGCUAUGUGCCCACCUCCUACCUCCAAGUCACGCUCAACUGAA